UCAAAGCAUGACAUCAUCGAGAGAGGCAUCCUCCCAGGCGCUGUGGGGGUGGCGGGGCGUUCACUGAAGCAGACGCUGGCUGUAAAGCAGAAGCCGGUCGCCUUCGAUCGCUGUUGUGUUUUGCUUCAAUCUACAUCGAACCACAUGGAAGCACCAGGAAUAAAGGAUGCUUCGCCACGCCACGGGGUUUAGUCGUCGCCAUCUGGGUGAAGACGGCGGGUUUUUGCAUGAGCGACCCGGCAUUCAAUUGUCCGCCCGAGCCUCUGGCACUCGAACGCACCACCUGCUGUGUAUACCGCCGGGAAAAUGCUUUAAAAUAAGAUAGAAAUACACCCGUCUGCUGUCCCGUGUAGCUCGCGUUAUAUGGCCGCUGUCAGCAGGGCGACACAAGGACCCUGAACGCGUCACACAGCCCGGUCAGCUAUGGCAGCCUGCACAACGGAGCCCCUCUGUCAGCCCUGCAUCUAUCACGAAGAUCUCAGAGUGGAGCUGCAGGUGAGGCGACCGCUGAUGCCUGUCCGUCUGAGUCCAGAGCAGGUGGGGCUGGAGAUGCUGUGUCUCUGCGGACAACUGGACCUCCUCAUCAGGGCGCAGAUGCAGCAGUUCCAGGAGCAGUUGGGACAAGGCUGUAGUCCAGAGGAGUCGGACAGCUUUCAGACUCAAGGAUCAGAGAUUCUUGACCAAAUGCUGCAGUGCCUAGAACAUUUACCAAAGCCUAUGCCACAGCUGGAAGACUACCUGGACAUGGUGGGUCUGUCAGCCAUGUUUCCCCGUGUCGAGGUCUUCCUUAUUCAAGGGAGUCCUGUCGACAUGCUGGACCGGCCACUGAUGGAUGAAUACUUCUUCCACAUCGCCAAACUGAACCAGCUGCUGGUGCUGAGUCAGCAGCUGGAGGAGGACAUCAGACACCUGGGCAGUCAUAAAUACAUAGCUCACCAGCUCUCAGUCAUAUAUCAAGUCGUCAGCUCUUUCAGGGGAAUCCGGGUCUUUUCCGAAAUAAAGAAGGACAUCGAGACCAACUUCAAACAGAUGAAGCAGUCUCUGGUGGUGGAGGAGGGCUGCAGGCAUGAGCCUCAGCUGACAGCCCAUUACAUCAGCUGGAUAUUAGAAAUAACUCAAAGCCUAACGUCGCUGGUUCUGUCCCUGCCAGAGGAGCUGAUGGAGGACCUUCAUCAGGCCUUGACCUUCGUGUCUCAGUUCUUGUCCUAACCCUGAUUCAACCAUCUCCCGUGUCUCCAGAGGGGUUCCUGCUACUGAGCGAACAGAACUAUGACUGACUUUAAAAAGGUGCUAUACCAUUUGAUUCAACUCCACGAUGAAUGAGCAGGAUAGCCUAGUUUAUUUGCAGAUGAUAUAGAGCUUUUUGUCAUUGUUGUCAUUCCCAGCGUGGCGCUUGUUGGUCCUUAUGUCGAGUCAGUUGUUUGGGACUGAAUGACCGCUUGAUGAAGGCCUCCGAGUCCUUGCACUACUGUAAUUACAACUGUAAUAUUUUUUAAUAACAUGUAAAAAUAAAAUAAAUGAAAGUUG
Fundulus heteroclitus (mummichog) is the source of this 1527-nucleotide messenger RNA. RefSeq lists its product as uncharacterized. Lineage: Eukaryota; Metazoa; Chordata; Actinopteri; Cyprinodontiformes; Fundulidae. The transcript is spliced from 8 exons. The record is from RefSeq and is a predicted model, not a curated record. Bases 424 to 1209 code for a protein of 261 amino acids.